AUGAACUCAAAUUACUCAAGCUUGUUUCCUGAGGUCGAUCCCUUGCAAUUAGGUCUCCUGAAGAAAGAGGUGAGUAGGGAAGAAAUUAGAGCGGCUCUCUUCAGCAUGGGGGCCCUAAAAUCUCCAGGUCCGAAUGGACUUAACGCUUUAUUCUACCAAAAUCAAUGGGAGUUUGUGGGCACAUCGAUGAUCAAAUUAGUGAAGCAAGCUUUUACUAAUCCAACUAUCAUUGCUGAUAUUAAUCAUACUUAUAUUGUCCUCAUUCCCAAGAAAGAUUGCCCAGAGACCAUAAGAGACUUUCGCUUUAUUAGUCUGGAUAAUGUGAUUUAUAAGAUUAUCUCCAAAGUGGUUGUUAAUAGGAUGAAGUGUUUCUUGCCAAGCAUUAUAUCCCCUAAUCAAUGCAGCUUCGUUCCUGGGCAAACUAGCUCUAACAAUAUCAUUGUUGCCCAGGAGGUCAUUAACACAAUGAGAACUAUGUCUGGCAAGAGGGGGUUUAUGGCUAUAAAGAUUGACUUGGAGAAAGCUUACGGCUAG
Molecule: messenger RNA, 534 nt
Organism: Neltuma alba
Lineage: Eukaryota; Viridiplantae; Streptophyta; Magnoliopsida; Fabales; Fabaceae
Exons: 1
Coding region: 1-534 (177 amino acids)
Source: RefSeq, a predicted model, not a curated record